This is a messenger RNA of Blastomyces dermatitidis ER-3, 1363 nucleotides long. RefSeq lists its product as uncharacterized. Lineage: Eukaryota; Fungi; Ascomycota; Eurotiomycetes; Onygenales; Ajellomycetaceae. Bases 19 to 552 code for a protein of 177 amino acids. The record is from RefSeq and is a predicted model, not a curated record. The transcript has 2 exons.
AGAAAACCCCAUCACACUAUGCUAUUGGAGUUUUACUCCCUCCUCGGUCGCUAUGCUGCUUGGGGUGCAUUGUACAAUAGUUACUCCAAGACGGAGAGCGUGGGAGCAGCGAGCAAGUUGAGGAACGAACAUGCCAGAAUGAACUGGAUAUUCCCCAAACGUGGGGAGGUCGUCGGGGCAGGGGAAGUGCUGGCAACAACCGUUUCCCGGACUCCAUUAAUGUAUCAUUGGCAGCCUGGGACUGGUGAGACUGGUGAGACUGGUGCUGGUGCUGGUGGAGGCAGACGGAUUUUUUCUUAUUCUUUUUGGCAUUGGGCCAUCAGGAUCUUUGGUGCUCGUUCUCCUUCGCCUCGUGUCAGAUGGGGCUUGUUGGCCAACGUACCGCGCUGUUCCGAGUGUAAGCAGGUGCAAGCAGAGGAGAACAACUCAACUGGAGAGAAGAGAUACGAAGAGAUAACUACAAUACAGUGCGGAGAGUUUUGCUGCUGGCUCUGUGGUGGGUGGGGUGGGGGUGGUUCACCGGGGUGGAGAGGGGGGUCCGGUCCAGACUGACUGCCGAAUUGGGGAGGGAGUGUUCUAGAGUGGCAAAGAAGCAUUCAUUCAUUUUAACUAUCAUUCUUUCCCAGCACGCGAGGGCGAGGGGGGGGCAAAACCUAAAAAUAUGACCAUUUUAUGAUCUAAUUCGGGAUCACAAGCGGAUUGACCAAACGUUUUAGGAAUUCCGCGCCAAGUCAUCCGAAUGCGGGGAAGUUCAUAUAGAUUCAAACAUAGUGGGAAAAUAAAGGAUGGAAACGGUGAAAAAGUAGCGUACAAGACCUUCAGAGCCACAAGUUUGGCCAUUCUGGGUGGUCCGAAAUAAUAUUGAACAGCAGAGUUUCCAUAAUCACACAGAAUAAUAGAAGAAAGCAAAUAAGAAGAAAUGAAGUGACAACAAAGCAAGCGCAAGCUCAACGACAGUACAACUACUGUACUAUACUGCAACCCAAUUCAGAAAUUCUUCAAGGUGUAUAUACAUAAUAAUAAACAGGAGGAAAUCCAAAAUUCAAGACGCUACAUGUUUUCUUUGCCCCACAUACAGAGACCGCAUGUGUCGAAAUUAAAACAAAUCCUAUCUUUAAAACUCGCAAGCUCUCAAGAUAACGGCGGGAAAUUCCUCACAAAGCUGCGCAACAUCAGUAAUAACGCUUUUCAAAAGCUAAAUACAAAGCAAUAAAUGUUUGUCGGGGAGCCUUUCAAAGUUCCGAGUGGAGAAAACGGUCGACCCAGGCAAGGCGGGGCGCGAGAGCGGAGAGGGGAAGAACGGGGCGGGCAAAGAGGAAAAGGAAAAGGGAAAAAACUCACUGCGCGGGGCACUCAUAUCCAC